Acaulospora morrowiae is the source of this 468-nucleotide messenger RNA. Lineage: Eukaryota; Fungi; Glomeromycota; Glomeromycetes; Diversisporales; Acaulosporaceae. The record is from the annotation of a GenBank genome assembly.
AUGAAAUCGAAGAGAGGACGAAAGACUUAUUCAGUCACAGAAGGAUAUAUUGACCCAACUGGGCAAACACAUGUGAUGAUAGUGCGUCGUUCUCUCUCCUCUCAGAAAAAAAAAACUAACAAAUGUGCUAAUAAAAACAAAAGCAAUUGUUGUAAGAAAUGUGAGAAUGAAUUAGAUUUCGUGGAUGCACUUGCUGAACGAAUCAAUGGAUUAGAAAGUUUAGUAAGAAGAGUAGCUGAUGUUACCAAAAAGAACUGUACUCCGAUUACCACGAAACUUUCACAAAUGGAAACUGAUGACCUUCUUUUUUUCUCAAAUAACCUGGAAACGAUGUUAUCCAGAACACAGGAGUCACAGGUUUUUUUAAGACAUCCACAGGCCACGAAUCAAGAAUGGACAUUUAAUGCGCAGGCUAAAAGAGAUGAAGAAAUUUCCGAGCAAUAUAUAUCUAAUACUACCUUCUUUUGA